Lineus longissimus is the source of this 1236-nucleotide messenger RNA. RefSeq lists its product as uncharacterized. Gene Ontology annotation, molecular function: nucleic acid binding. Lineage: Eukaryota; Metazoa; Nemertea; Pilidiophora; Heteronemertea; Lineidae. Gene Ontology annotation, biological process: DNA integration. The record is from RefSeq and is a predicted model, not a curated record. The transcript has a single exon. Bases 1 to 1236 code for a protein of 411 amino acids.
AUGAGAUGUUCCCGCCUAGUGAUUCCGAAGACACUCCAGAAGAGAGCAGUUGAGUUGGCACACGUUGGUCACCAAGGUAUAGUAAAGACGAAGAGCCUCUUACGUGAGAAGAUAUGGUUUCCUGGUAUUGACGCCCUGGUCGAAGAAGAAGUCCGACAAUGUUUACCCUGUCAAGCCGCCAGCAGCCGUGGAGCUGAAAAACCGGAGCUGCUGAAGAUGACGCCACUCCCGAAGUCAGCAUGGCAAGAAACGUCCAUCGAUUUCUUUGGCCCACUACCCGUGCCGACAGCUGAUUACUUGAUGGUACUCAUUGAUGAUUACAGCCGGUUUCCCGAAAUUGAGAUUAUAGCGUCUACUGCAGCUAAGACCGUCAUACCCAAACUUGAUGCCAUAUUUUCAAGACAAGGUAUACCAGAAGUCCUGAAGAGCGAUAACGGUCCACCCUUCAAUGGAAAAGACUUUACAAGAUUUUCCUGCUACCUUGGUUUCAAGCACCGAAAGAUCACUCCACUUUACCAUCAAGCUAAUGGUGAAGCCGAGAAGUUUAUGCAGUCCAUGGCUAAAACUGUCAGAGUUGCACACAUCGCUGGUCAGAAUUGGAAGCAAGAACUGCAGAAGUUUCUUCGCCAAUAUCGUGCCACUCCACAUUCAACGACUGGUGUAUCGCCAUUUGAAGCCCUUACUGGUAGAAAGAUGAAUACACAGCUGCCGCAGAUCACAGCCUCUAGUCCAGCAGCCCGUAGUCCCGUGCCAGAUGCAGUCAUCAGAAACAGAGACGAUAUCCAGAAAGCGAAGAUGAAAGCGUAUGCUGAUAAGGGACGCCACGUUAAGGAAAGCAGUCUUUCAGAGGGUGACGCAGUCUUGGUACGUCAACGAAGACAGAACAAGCUCUCCACUCCAUUCAGCCCUGAUCCCCUCCGUGUAACUGCCAGAGAUGGUAAUAUGGUUACCGCAGAGCGUCCAAGUGGACAGAGAGUGACCAGGAAUGUAACACAUUUUAAGAGCAUUCCACACAGACACAUCAUUCGUGAAGACGAGAAGGAAGAGCUGAUUGACGUCCCGGAGAACGAGGAUACCGAAAUGCUGGUCCCGCCACUUCCUGAUGUUCCAACGCCAGAUGUCGAGACUACCACUUCUAACGAGAUCCCAUAUGCGACUCCAGUAGGCCUACGUCAAUCAACCAGAGGACAUUCACUGCCUGUUCGUUUCAAGGACUAUGUUAUGGUGUGUCGCUAA